Messenger RNA from Notodromas monacha, 2933 nucleotides. Lineage: Eukaryota; Metazoa; Arthropoda; Ostracoda; Podocopida; Cyprididae. The record is from the annotation of a GenBank genome assembly.
AUGUUCGCGACGGCGCCAGGGUUGCCAGUCUGUUUAUAUUUCCUGUGUGUACGGAGGCUGGGCGAAGAGGUUCCUCCUGCAGAAGAUCCCGGGAGACAACUUGGAAGACUAAAACCUGGAAGCGUGGAGGAGACGGACGACGACGAGCGCGUGAAUGCCGCUCUUCGUGAGCAGCAGGCUUUGGCUGAAGAAAAGCUAGCCGAACAAGCUGCGGAUUAUGAAGAUCGGCUGACGGAGCUCCACUCGGUCAUCGCUGAGCUGACCCGAAGGAUGGAGAUUCAACGAGCGCAUACGAUCCGGGAAGAAGUUGAAGAAGAUGAGGAAGAAGAAGAAGAUGAUGAUGACGAGGAUGAGGAGGAUCCUGGGAAGACUUCCGAGGCAAAAGAAAAGGAAGAUACCAAUUCCAGCUCGGAUUUUUCGGAAUCCGAUAUGUUGGCAAUGAUCGUGAAGCCUAUGGAUGGGGCGAGGAUUCUGAGUAAUGGCAGCAUCGAGGAGCAAGAUAAUGUCGUCACGCAGGUCCUCAAACGCGAGCUGAGGCUUUUGCAGGAGGAGAAUGAGCGACUGCGGACAAAGGACAGGGACAGAGAGACGGAGAUUGCUCAGCUGACUUCAAAAUUGGAUUCUCUGGCGUUGAGCCUGCCUUCCUCUCAGAGCUCAUCAGGAUCUAAACCUAAGUCGAAAGAACGGCAUGGAAAUGGAUCAUUCGGUCAUACGAACAAGGAUCAUCGUCUGGAGAUUGAGAAGCUCGUCGCGAAGCUUAACAGCGCUAAGGCAACAAAUGAUCUUCUCACUCUUCAGUUGAAGGAAUCUCGGUUGACUGCUGAGAACAUGUUUAUUGCACUGACUAAGGAAGAAUCAAAUUGCGUGGCCUUGCAAAUGGCCAUGGAAAAUAGCAGAAGGACUGUCAAAAGCUAUGAAGCUUUACUGGGGUUGAUGGAUGCGGAACUCUCUGUUCUUUUUGUUAAUUGUCGGCUGGCGGGAAUUUCCGUGGGUACUCCGAGCGUGUCAGGUCAUGGAAGUCCUGCGAUUGGUAAAGACGGGUUGCCAAAACCCCUUCCAGACAAAGAAGAAGCUUCACGGAUGUUAAAUCGAGCGUACGACAGGCGGAAUUUCGCGGAUGCAUUCGCCCGACAGCUGGUUGUGGAAUUGGACGCUGCUGCGACGGAAACGGGCAGCAAAAGGAAAAGCGUCGACGAGGACGUUGACUGUCGUUUACGGGCGCAUGCAGAACUGUGGAAGGCGGAAACUGAAAAGGUCGCCAAAACCGUGCAAAGUCAGCGUGAUUCUGCCGACCCGAACAACCGUGCUGCUCGAAGGAGGCUCAAUAAACCCCGGAGCUUCGAUCACGAAGAAAGCCCUGAUCUUGAUUUUGAAGCUGCUGUUUUAGUCCAGGAAUUGUAUGCUGUGAAAGAAGAAAAGGCUGAUCUGGAAUCCCGGUAUUUCAUUUGUAACAAAGAGCGUCAGGCGUUGGAACUUCAGUGCAAUGCCAGUGAAGCGAGAGAAGCAGCGCUGAAGUCCUUGGCCGAGGCGCUGAGAGCCCAGCUUCAUAUGUUUAACGACCACAAAGCUGGAGCCGAUCCCAACGAUGAGCCUGGAAAAAUGAAAUUAGCUUUGAGGGUGCACGAGCUUGGAAUUGCCGUGGAAACGUUAAUCCAAGAUUCGGAUAUCCGAGAAAAAGAGGCCAGACUCUUCCUGGCUGACCUGAAGAAAGCCAAUCAGGCCUUGGCAGCCGCAGUUGAUCAGUCCAGGAGCAGAAAUCAAAUGAAAUCCCGUCGUCUUGAACAAGAAAUCGCUGUUAUAGUGGAUCGUCAUGCCGAAGAGGUUCGGAGUCUGAACCUGAAAAUCGGAGAACUGCAGAAUCAAGCCCUGGUGCAACAGGCUCGUUUGCAGGAGUUGUACCAUCGCCGAUAUCCAUCGACGACUUCUUCCUCUUCUUCGUCCCAACGAUCCCUCGCUUCGCCGCCUGGGUACGCCGAUCGGCGGAAAAGCAGCGGGAAGCAGCAUAAAGGCAAAUGUAGCGAGACUCGACUGUGAUUUUUUUUAUUCUUCCCCUCCAAAAUUGCCCAUCCGCAAUCUGCAUUUUCUCUUGGCGCUUUUUUUUUAUUGAAUUUUUUUCCAAGACUUCUGGAAAAAACAGAAAUGGAAUCCACAUUCUUUUUUAUGAUUUGGACUGCUUAAAAAGGCAACGCUCGGGUUGAUCUACAUCCAGCAUAAACGCACCGUUCCGAUCUUUUUUCAUGUUUCUGACGAGACUUUUCGGAUUUUUUUUCGGGGUGAUGAUGCCGAUUGAAGUGAUCGCGAAGAAAAGCAACAAAAUCGGGGUAAGCGCAAUUCGAUGGUGAGAAAAAAGAGCCUUGUCACACGCUUGUGUGGGAGUAUUAGCGCGUCAUACGCAUGGCGAAAAAAGGGCCGUGUUCGUGACAUUUGAGUGUAAGAAAAGACUGGAGGGGUUCUUCAGCGAUGUUCGUUAUUCUAUGGUCAGCAAGCAAAAUUUCUGAUUACCCGCAAAACCUAAGACGAAGGAACUUUCUCUUGUAAGAGAAAAAAAAAUUAUGCCCUCUGAAAACAAGCCUGCUCAAAACGUUAGAGUAGAUUUAUUGAAUGUUAUCGCGUAUUUUUAUCACUGCUCAUUGUGGAGAAAAAAUCUCUCUCUUCCCUAGUCGUGUAAACUGUAUUGCACGAUGCGAUGCAGAGGUGUAUCAAUAUGCUGACGAGACGGUUGAAUCCCCUUCUUGAUCUGUGGUCGUUGGGGGGGAUAGUCAAGUGAUCGAAAUGACUUUGAGUGAGGAAUGCUUUAAAAAAAACGCGUAAUUUCGAGUGUCGCGCGAGACCUGAUGGAAUCACGUAUUGACGUCAAGGAUAGAUGUGGAAAAGUCUAGUGGCCCUCCGAUUCGAUGGUCAGGUUGAGCAAAUAUAUUCGUAACAGUUUUGCA